GUCAACCGGCGCCGGCGCCGCGCCGCCCGCCGCCUCAGCGACUUCCGCUGGCCGACCGUGGCGCUGGUCACCGUGCUCUGCUACGCGCUGAACCACCUGCCCUACCUGGUGCUGCUGGUGUUCGGCACGUUCAUGCCGGAGCUGCUUCCCGACUGGCCGAUGGAGGUCAUCGCCGUCUGGCUGAGCGUCGCCGAGGGCAUCUUGCUGGUGCCGCUGCUGCUCUGUGUGGACCCGCUGCUCCGGCUGGCCGUCCGCGGCGCCUGCACCAAACCACACGCCGACGACUGCACAGGCGACGGUGGCGAUCCAUUUCGCAGCUGCGGAAAGGAGUCGCACCAGUCGGCCGAGGCCAAGUUUCCAAUCACAAACGGGUCACUGUUCUCCCUGCAGGACGGCGCUUCGCUCCACGCAGUGCGGUCCCGCUGCAUGAAGAUGGGCGUGGGCAUGCUGGGGGAGCCGACCGGUAAGCCCCGCUUCCUGCCGACCCUGUACGACCCGAGCCGGCUGGCGGGCGGCGGCGACGCCCGCUCCGAGCCCCUCUACUCGGACCCGCUCACCAAGACCGCCAGCCUGGACAGCAUCAUCAAGUGCCUGCCGCCCGGCGACGAGCCCAUCUACGCCACGCUCAGCACGGGCCGGCGCAGCCCCGAGCGCUGCAACUCGGCCACGACCAUCGCCAACGACGACUUUGAAUUUCGCGGCUCCAAGCGCUUCUGCAGCCCGCGGCGGCCGCCGUGCGAGCCGCCGACGGCGUCGACGCGCGGCGACCAGAUGAGCAUCCGCUCCACGGCCUCGGGCGUCACCAUCCGCCGCGUCCUGCGCUACAAGAAGACGUCGCCGCGGCGGCGCGCGCGCGAGCCGCCGCUUCGCUCGGCCAUCGUGCACCGCCAGGGCCACAGCCUGCUGGCGCUCAACGAGCUGCGGGCCGACCACGUGCUGCACCGCGGCGAGAUCGUCUCAGUGGAGGCGCUCAACCAGGCGAUGGCGCUCACUCCCUACUCGUAUCUGGACAACGGCGAGGUGUAUCGCCACCACUCGCGAAGUGUGCCGGACUUCCAGAAGGUGUUUAUCAGCGGGUACCUGUGA
Pollicipes pollicipes is the source of this 1086-nucleotide messenger RNA. RefSeq lists its product as uncharacterized. Bases 133 to 1086 code for a protein of 317 amino acids. The transcript has 5 exons. Lineage: Eukaryota; Metazoa; Arthropoda; Thecostraca; Pollicipedomorpha; Pollicipedidae. The record is from RefSeq and is a predicted model, not a curated record.